Molecule: messenger RNA, 1491 nt
Organism: Pungitius pungitius (ninespine stickleback)
Lineage: Eukaryota; Metazoa; Chordata; Actinopteri; Perciformes; Gasterosteidae
Gene: cbx8a
Product: chromobox homolog 8a (Pc class homolog, Drosophila)
Exons: 5
Coding region: 247-1323 (358 amino acids)
Biological process (GO): negative regulation of transcription by RNA polymerase II
Cellular component (GO): chromatin; PRC1 complex
Molecular function (GO): chromatin binding
Source: RefSeq, a predicted model, not a curated record
CCCUUCACUCAGGAACCCGGAGCACGUAGCAACAACCGAGCCAACGUGCUUCCACUGCGAUCCGUCCUUCCGACUGCGGUGCCUGGCAACAGAAAGAAAAAAAAGGAAAAAAAAAAAGACGUGAUGACGUCCUCUCCAGAUUGCGUAUUAUGGGAUGUGAGGAAUUAAAACAACCUCGAAGAAGAAGGACGCGGGGACGGCUCAAAUAAUAAAAGAGACGGAAAUAAACGAGGUGCGUGGUGAACCAUGGAGCUGUCGGCUGUCGGUGAGAGCGUCUUCGCGGCCGAGUCCAUCAUUAAACGGAGAAUCCGACGGGGGCGCUGGGAAUAUCUCGUGAAAUGGAAGGGCUGGUCUCAGAAGUACAGCACGUGGGAGCCGGAGGAAAACAUUCUGGAUGCACGACUCUUCGCUGCCUUCGAGGAGAGGGAGCGAGAAAGGGAGCUUUUCGGGCCAAAGAAGAGGGGUCCCAAGCCUGAGACAUUUCUCUUGAAGGCCAGGGCCAAAGAAAAAGCGUAUGAUUCCAGACGAGAGGCUCCGAGAAGGAUCCAGGUUUCCUAUCCCAUCCCGGAGCCGGUCAUAACACCGAGGGCCCGGGAGGGUUUACGCGCGGUAGUCCCUACAAUCUUCCCACCGAGCUCGGUCAACAGAGGGGAAAGUGUCCUCGUCCAUCCACCGCAGCUAGAGAGAAGGCCCAGGUCUACUCCUCCAGCGCCUCUGACGCUCCAAGGAGACGCGCGGUUCCCCAAAAAGAGAGGGCGCAAACCGAAGCUGCAUUUGCAUUACGACGAAGACGACAUGGGCGGCCCCGCAGAGCCGGAAACGAAACGUGAGCGGCCUUCGGAGGAGCAGGGGUCACGCAUGGGUGGGUCGAGCAUGUCCCGACGCUUGCUCCAUCACGGAGAGACGUCGGAUCACAGCCUCGUCCAGCUGACCAGGAGGUUUCAGGAGAAGACCACGAUAACGCCCAAACACAGCAGCGCGCGGAGCCACGCGGGUCCGUUUUACGGCUGCGCGUUCGGUCCAGACGUGCGAGAAAGGGAUCACGAGGCGGCGCACAGGACUAAUUGUUUGUCCGGGUGGUCUGUCCCUCGGUCCGGCAGCUCCGCAGAACACCACCAGAGACACCAGCUGAAGGAUCUCUGUCUUCCCCGGGAGCAACCCGCUGUCAUCUCCACGCAGGAGUCCACGGGCCCGGCCUCGACCUGGACCCCCGGUUUCACCAGUCUGGACACAGUGACCGUGACAGAUGUCACCAUGAACUUCUUGACAGUCACCGUCAGAGAGAGCAGCACCGAGAAAGGCUUUUUCCGAGAGAAGAGAUGAGUAGACCCCUGUGCUUUGGAUGUAGGUCGGAGGAAGAUAAUAUAUGCGUAAAUAUUUGUUUAACAAGCUACUAACUAAAACGCCUACUGUAUUGCUAUAUUUGGUCCUAUGUAACUGUCAAAUACAAAGUAUUUAACACGCCGCUGGGAAAAUAAAAAAUGAAAGUCA